GUGGCGCAACAUCCUGUGACAGAACUUUCAUGACUCUGCGUGUUUCAUCACCGCCACCAUCAGCACCACCGCCGUCACCACCACCACCACCACCGUCACCACCGCCGUCACCACCACCACCGUCACGUUCUGCUUCACAGCUUCACGCGGAAACAACUCGUUCCAUCACUCUCUCUCUCCUGCCUCUCUCGUCUCACUCUCUCUCCUCGACUCGCAGAAGAAGAGGAAGGUUGAAACAAAAAUGGCCGACAACAAUGGCGUCGGCAGCACUCGGCCUGAGCAGCAGGGCGCAGGCUCCGUGUUCCUUCCGAGCCUGAACUUCUCCUACCUACGUUCACUCCUCGGCACAAUUGCUCUGGGCGAAUUGAUAUGCGGACUGCUGGCAUGGUCCCUCGUCGCCUCCACCCCCUACUCGGUCUUCGCCGCCUACAAGUGGGUGCUGUUCGUGACCGUCUUCUGCUGGGUCGUGACGUUGCUCCUCGUUGCCUACCAGUCGUUCGCCUUGCCCGUGCACUGCCUCAGCGUGUCCUGGCCAUUGUUUGUCCUGUGCCUGGAUUCCCUGUCGGCGGUCAUGUAUCUGACGGCGUUCAUCACGGACGCAGCCUCGGUGCAGUUGGCAACGGGCGUUCCUUUCAUCUACAACCGCUGGGCAGCUUCGACGUUCUUCGCCCUGCUCUGCACGUUGCUGUACGCGGCUGGCUCCUACCUGGGCUGGCUCGAGUGGAAGAGUGGAGGCGACUCGGGAGCCAUAGGCAGCAGCAGUGGCCACGGCAUCAGCGACGAGCCAGCACCAUACCAGCAGUGACCAGGGGGCAGGAGGGGUGAUGGUGAUUGUUCCAGAGCCAGAUGAUGUGUGUGUGUGUGUGCUGUGUGUGCUGCGGUGAUGAUUUGUGAUGUGUACUGUGCGCUCUGAUGGUGUCUGCUGUGUGUGUGCUGUGUGUGCUGUCUGUGCUAUGAUGAUGUGUGAGAAUUGGGGGCAACGUUCAUAUACGGUGUUUUAACAACAGUUGUGACUUUCUUUUUUUUUCUUCCCGCUGGCAUUGGGGCUCGUGCUCGAGCUAGUCUAGGGUUGGUGUUGGAGCCGGUGUUGGGGCAAUGCUCUGGCUAGUGCUAGUGGUAGGGUGGGGCUAGGGUGGGUUAGGGCUAGUGCUAGGGGAUGGAUAGUGUUAGGGCUAGGUUAGGGCUAGUGCUAGGGUAGGGCUAGGUUUGGGCUAGUGCUAGGGUAGGGAUAGUGUUAGGGCUAGGUUUGGGCUAGUGUUAGGGUAGGGCUAGGUUAGGGCUAGUGCUAGGGUAGGGCUAGGUUUGGGCUAGGAAGCACGUGUUGCACCAUUAUUGAGGCGCUAUGUAUCUUCUGACUUGUCGCCUGGCUCACAGGCCAAUAGGGAGCAGCCGGGAGAGUGAGUGGGAGGUGGUUGACCUCAGGUAACCCCCCCCCCCUUAGUGCCCCGUGACAGGAGGUAGAGACCCCAGACCCCCAAGGGGUGGGGGCUGGGGGCUAAAGGUUCAUUCCCGACCCUUCGAGAUCCGUCUGGAAGGUUCGAUGGAAGGUGUGGCUCGGGGCGGGGUAAGUCCCAACUCAAUUCUAGAUUUGAAGCUUUCGUAACGGCAAAGAUGCAUACUCUUUGUUUUUUUCGGUAAAGCCACGUCGGUAAAAAAAAAAAAUCAAAUCAAUGAAAACAACGAAAUUAAAUUACGACGUUUCGGGCGCAACACAAGCGUCCUCCUUCAGGUGGGGACAACGUAGCGAAAGCACAAACCGCUUAAGUGUGUCUAAGAGAUUGCUGUGACGAGGAAGCCCCAAAUUGCGUAUAAAAUAAAAAUUAAUAAAAAUAAAAUAAUAAAAAUCACUUUUAAAAUCUAUUUCUAUUUAAUUUUUUACCUACGUGACUUUACCGAAAAAACUAAGAGCAUGAAUCCUUGCAGUCACGAAAGCUUCAAAUCUAGAAUUGUGUAUUAAAGCCAGUCCACUCAAGACCCGAAGACAUCAUAAGACGAGACCAGCACCCUGGGGACCCUCAACCGAGGCUCUAGUAAGAGCCGGGUUGUAGCGGACCAGCGGUGGGACCAGUACCCUGGCGAGGUCGGGUCAGGCUAGCCUCCCCUAGCUCCCGUAGCGGAGGACCCGUGAGAACGUAGCCCUGAGUGUGUAGGGCCCCGCUAGAAGGUUAUCGGGUGAAGGGGCCCUACCCCCGUAGUGCUACAGGGACCGUACCCCGUAGUGUUACAGCUAUUGUUAUCUUUGAUCUGAAUAAACGCGUUGCCUCUAAGAAGACGUCUCUUCGAAGUUUGAGCCCACAACACACACGUGAUAAAAAUUCCUGUGCGUUUUGGUAUUUCUCGAAAUUUCAAGAUGUUACAACUUCAGUAGAAGUCGUAAAAAGGUUAAAUAUAAAAAAUGUACUUUCAUUGGAACACUGUUGCUAUUCAAAUGGAACCCAUUCUUCACGUGUCACCCGUCAUUGAAGGGAUAUAACGUUACACUUGUAUACGCAUUUGCACUUAAACAAGAGACACCCAGAGCCAGGAUUCGAACUCUGUCUCUCAGUGUCUCAGGCUCUGUGUCUCUUGGCGUGGCCACUGUGAAUCUCAAUAGAUGGAGACACCGAGACCCAGGGCUCGGACUCUGUCUCUCAGUGUCUCAGGCUCUGUGUCUCUUAACGUGGCCACUGUGGAUCUCAAUAGACGGAGACACCGAGACCCAGGGCUCGGACUCUCUCUCUCAGUGUCUCAGGCUCUGUGUCUCUUGACGUGGCCAUUGUGAAUCUCAAUAGACGGAGAAACACCGAGACCCAGGGCUCGGACUCUGUCUCUCAGUGUCUCAGGCUCUGUGUCUCUUGGCGUGGCCACUGUGGAUCUCAAUAGACGGAGACACCGAGACCCAGGGCUCGGACUCUGUCUCUCAGUGUCUCAGGCUCUGUGUCUCUUGGCGUGGCCACUGUGGAUUUUUAUAGACGGAGACACCGAGACCCAGGGCUCGAACUCAGUUACGCAGUGUCUCAGGCUCUGUGUCUCUUGGCGUGGCCACUGUGGAUUUUUAUAGACGGAGACACCGAGACCCAGGGCUCGAACUCAGUUACGCAGUGUCUCAGUCAUUGUGUCUCUUGGCGUGGCCACUGUGAAUCUCAAUAGACAGAGACACCCAGCCCCAGGUCUCGGACUCAGUCUGGCAGUGUCUCAGGAUCUGUAUCUCUUGACGUGGCCACUGUGGAUCUCAAUAGAGGGGAAACACCCAGAGCCAGGAUUCGAACUCUGUCUCUCAGUGUCUCAGGCUCUGUGUCUCUUGGCAUGGCCACUGUGGAUCUUAAUAGAUGGGAAACACCGAGACCCAGGGCUCGGACUCUGUCUCUCAGUGUCUCAGGCUCUGUGUCUCUUGACGUGGCCACUGUGAAUCUCAAUAGAUGGAGACACCGAGACCCAGGGCUCGAACUCAGUCUCUCAGUGUCUCAGGCUCUGUGUCUCUUGACGUGGCCAUUGUGAAUCUCAAUAGACGGAGAAACACCGAGACCCAGGGCUCGAACUCAGUCUCUCAGUGUCUCAGGCUCUGUUGCUCUUGACGUGGUCACUGUGGAUUUUAAUAGACGGAGACACCCAGAGCCAGGGCUCGAACCCAGACCAUGGACUCGUCACAGUGGUUCUCAGUCAUAAAGUACGCGGACUCGCUGGGGGUAUACGGCUUUGGUACGUACCAAAGCCGUAAUUAUGAUAAUUAUAAUAAAUAUUGGGGGGGGACACAUCCCCCCCCAAUAUUCAAAUAUGCUCAAAAUGCCC
Lethenteron reissneri (Far Eastern brook lamprey) is the source of this 3768-nucleotide messenger RNA. Its product is annotated as plasmolipin-like. Gene Ontology annotation, cellular component: membrane. NCBI's taxonomy places the organism in Eukaryota, Metazoa, Chordata, Hyperoartia, Petromyzontiformes, Petromyzontidae. Gene Ontology annotation, molecular function: structural constituent of myelin sheath. The record is from RefSeq and is a predicted model, not a curated record. Gene Ontology annotation, biological process: myelination.